Molecule: messenger RNA, 432 nt
Organism: Suillus fuscotomentosus
Lineage: Eukaryota; Fungi; Basidiomycota; Agaricomycetes; Boletales; Suillaceae
Exons: 2
Source: RefSeq, a predicted model, not a curated record
AUGGAUUUCAGCUCUGUCAAGGCAUCAAAUUCUUUACCUGGAGUUAUACCUCUCUAUGUUGGAAUGCCAGUUAUCCUGAGGUUGCGCAACAUUUCCACAGACCUCCGGAUUACCAAUGGUUCCCAAGGGGUUGUGCGCUACAUCUCAACAGCGUUCCCUGGAUCCAAGGUACAGCUCAGUGACUUGCCGGCCACAUAUUUCCCUGUUGUUCCUGUCUCAUGGACUUUCACAUCUCUCCUCAAGGAUGAGAAUGGACUGGAUUGGAAACUUCGCAUUACUCGCCACCAGCUGCCUAUUCAGCCUGCCUUUGCUGUGACAGGUCACUCUGCUCAGGGUAAGACUUUGCCUACAGUGCUAGUGAACUUGCAUGAAGGUGGUUUCGGGGCAUAUGUAGCUGCAUCACGGGCACAGUCACGUACUGGUCUGUGCAUU